CUUUCCAUCCCAACCCUCCCUCGGUCGCCAGCUUAUGCGCAAACCACCUUCUAUCUGCGCUUCUCAUCUCGAACACUUUGGUAAUCCGCCACCACCACUAUGGCGCCUGUCGAGCCCGAUGCAGUGUCGCGCUCCAACAUUGGGGCCGUGUCCUUGUUCGCGGGUCAAGUGCUGCUUGUGCUAGGAUGCACUGCAAAAGUACUCUUCACUACUCGACGCGCUUCGCAAUCUCUUCCACCUACGACCACCACGCGAGGGCAAGAACCGCUCCGGCGACGCCAUGCCUUCGUCUUCUCCUGUAUUGCUUUUCUGUCACUGGCCUCUGUCACGGCCUUCGCCGUCACCUGGCGCGCGUCGUCGUACUUGGAUUGGGCUGAACAUCACAAACACGACAUCCCAAAUAGUCUCUGGACGGGCUGGCGCGGCACAGGCGACAAAGGUGUGGGCAUUUGGCGAUUCGGCGACUGGUUGAGCGACAAGAAUCUCAUCGUUGAGUCGGAUUCCGUUGCUGUCGCCCGGCCAGAGGGCUUCCUGUUCACAAACGAGCAUUUUGUAGGGCUGCUGGCAAGCUCCAUUCUCUUUGGUGUCGAAGGCCGUCGCCGCAACCUGUCAGUCUAUACAGUAGCAUCGUUUGUGAUAUUGGGCGCCAUCGGCAGUCUUGGCUAUGCGCUGAGCCUCUUUUUCAUCACCAUGCUCUACACGCCCUUGUCAGUUCACAGCGGCGAUAACAGAUACGACGAUACUCUGUUCGCGCCCAAGCCUGUAGUGUACAAUGUCCCCAUCGUGCUUUCCGCCAUAGGAAUCAGUAUUCUGCCAUCCCUUUUGAAACGAAACCUACACGACGACAUUCUGCGAUACGGAUACGUUGCGGUGCCAUUGUUUUUGGCGUUUGCACCCAAGAUCGUCCCGGCCAGCUGGGGACGUCAUCACGCUUCCAAGUCAUCUGCUCAUCGCUCAUUCAGCAAGGCCUUUUAUGUUCUCUCACUCCUGUCUUUCGUAUUGCAUUGGAAGAGUCUGGCCUUCGCCAUUUCGGUGAACACCCCUCAAAAAAAUUCGCACAUCUACGACCUCGUCAUCAACUUGGGAAGGCAAAAAAGCUCUACUCCGGAUAGGUUGUUGGCCGGACUUGCCGCCACAGCAUCGAACCUGAAGCUUGUGAGCAAGGACCCUACAGUCAGCGUGACGACCUCGGACAUCUUCUUCUCCACCAUCAGUCUCUUGACCUGGGCAUUUACCCGCGAUCUAGACGUGAGCAGCAUCCUCCAGAACAGUGCUCUCUCUUUUUUGUCUGGGCAUUCAUCGGAGAAGCACGUGGAAUUUGCGGACCAAGUCCAAAAGGUGCCCGAGGAGACUUCUGAAGCAGAGGCUGAUUUGCCAGCCACGACGCCCAAGAAGCGCGGCCGUCCAAAGAAAGCCAGCCUCACCAAUGGAGCUUCAUCAGGUACCACGUCGAAGGGCACGCUGAGAAGAAGCACGAGGAACAAGAGCCACAGCGAUUAUGAAUCCGAUGCUGAAUCGACGUACAAGCCAUCGGCUGCAGAGAGGGAGGUGGUUGCGCAGACAGAAGCGGAUGGAGUGCAAUCAGAGGACUUGGUGCAUGGCGGUGAAGCCACGGCACUUGCCCUCGCUCUUGCAUUUCUCGGGGGCCUUGGACAACUUGCAGCAGCUGUGUUGGGGGCGGAAGUGACAAGCACCAACGAAUAA
This is a messenger RNA of Periconia digitata, 1704 nucleotides long. Lineage: Eukaryota; Fungi; Ascomycota; Dothideomycetes; Pleosporales; Periconiaceae. The record is from the annotation of a GenBank genome assembly.